AUGACGUCAUCAGUAAACAUAGUUUCUCCAGUUGGACCGAAGAUGUGUUGCAUGAUCUGCAAACGUCACGGUGCUUGUGGAAAUACGACUUAUGAUCCAGGUGAACUGGUUUGUGACGUCACUGAUUCCAAACAGAAUGGUAAAGAAUCCAUGGAGGAAUUUUGUAAGGACAAGGUUAUACACAGAUGUGGAAAUGAAGAAGACUUGAACAAAACUUGGAUCGAAUAUGAAAAUGGAUUUGGCUCUUUAAAGGAGGACUUUUGGCUAGGAAACCGGUACCUUCACUUGCUGACCAAGGACAAGAAAUACAAAAUGCAGGCUGUUGUCGUUGACAUUCGAAAAAGAACAGGCACCAGGAUGUACACAUCGUUUUCUGUAUCUGACGCCAAGAACAAGUACAGACUAAGUCUAAACGGCACUGGAUCAACUGGAAACUUAACGGAUGAGUUAUCAGCUAUAAAUGGUGGCAUGUUCAGCACAGUAGACCAGAAUAAUAUACUUGGUUAUCCAAACUGCAAAGUGGAGGAGGGGUUUUGGUACAACAAAUGCGACAAUCCAGUCAAAAUGCAGGGUACUUCCAAACACUGGUUCAAUUUCGUAUCCCCGUUAACUCAAACUAUGAUGAAGAUAAGAUUGUCAACCAGUUACAAUGAACACUAA
This is a messenger RNA of Gigantopelta aegis, 660 nucleotides long. RefSeq names its product fibrinogen-like protein 1. The coding region runs from base 1 to 660 and encodes 219 amino acids. The transcript has 4 exons. Lineage: Eukaryota; Metazoa; Mollusca; Gastropoda; Neomphalida; Peltospiridae. The record is from RefSeq and is a predicted model, not a curated record.